CUGGGCAGCCCCAUGGCAUUGGGGGGGAUCAGGGCACCCCCAGGCUCUGCUGCUUUGGUUGUCUCUGGCUCCUGCAGAGCUGCAGCACACGGGGCGCUGAGUCACGGCCGCACUGGGUGCCCCUACAGCCCCACAGAGGCUUCCUGUGCCCCCCUUGCCCCACAGGGCCUGUCUCUGUGUUCCCAUGCAGUGCUCCAGCUCUGAGAUUAGGGAUAGGAAGGUCAUUGGGGUCACAACACAGCCCAGCUGGUGUCAUAUUCGUCCCCUCCCAGCACCAUGCCCUGGCUGUGGUCACACUGCGCUGGGUCUGCUGAGCCCCCUCCACCCCUCACUGUGGUUUCCAACCCCAGACACACUCCCAAAUCCCCACAUUGGGAGAGGUGCCCCCAGCCUGCUGUGCCAGGAGAUGCUGUGGGGGACGAGGGCUCCUGCAUGAUCCCAGCCUUGUAAAGGAGGGGAUGCAGGUUUGGUGCUGUGCCCCCAUCCCCGUCCCUGACUGCAGUGCAGUGAGGGGUGCUGAGGGGAGGGGGUGCUGUGAGCCAGCACAGCUGUGGGAAAGAAGGGACCCUGGUAAGGCCUGGGGCGGGUUAAUGAGUGCUUGGCUGCAGCUGGGAGCCAUUGGGGUUGGUGCUUAUGAGUGGAGAUGGGGAAGAGAUGGAGCACACCUGGCAGGUUGGAGGUUGUGCUGGAAGCCCUCGUGGGCUGGGGCUGCCUCCAGGAGCAGCCCUGUGCCUGCUGCCUCUUCCUCUUCCUCCCAACCCUACAUACUUCUUCAUAUGCCCAUAUGGAGUCGGCCGGCGUUAUGGAAUGUUAAGAAGUAUGUAUCCUUGGGCUGGGACCCCCGUGCUGGGACCCCGUCACUUCCAGCAGCUCUGAUGGCCUCUGCGGAGCGGUGCGUCCCUGGGGCUGGUAAAAAGGAACCAGAUCAACUACAACUGGAUUUGGUCCCCUUCAACCAGCUGCAGUGGGGCACACAGUGACACGAGGCGGCAGGAGGUGACACGAGGCCUGGGGACAUGGAGGAGAUGCAGAGGCACGGGGAUCGCUGCGCUCAGUUCUGGGCUCCCUGCUCCGCUGGUGUUUCGUGGGUCCGUGGGUGCUCAGAGGUGCUGUGAGGAUGUUACAGGCGGCAGCCGUGAAACCGAUCAUUCAUGCCCUCGUGGGGUGCGGCGUUGCAACAGGAGCGGUGCUCGUGGCCGUCCCGUUAACCGUUUCGACGCUGGGCUUCACGACUGCCGGCAUCACCGCGGGCUCCAUAGCCGCUAAGAUGAUGUCGGCUGCGGCCAUCGCCAACGGCGGCGGAGUGGCUGCGGGCAGCAUCGUGGCCGUGCUGCAGUCGGUCGGAGCCGCCGGGCUUUCCAUUGGCGUCAAACUCGGGUUGGCCUCCGUGUUCGGGCCGCUCGGUGCGCUGAUCGGAUCGAAGAUCCCUUAAGGGAUGGAUGGAGAAGCUCAGAAACGCCGAGAGACGGCGCGGUCGCCGCUGCGUGGUCGGCAACGGGAGCGCGUCGCACAGAUCAAUAAAGAGACGGCAGAGCA
Lagopus muta (rock ptarmigan) is the source of this 1536-nucleotide messenger RNA. Its product is annotated as interferon alpha-inducible protein 27-like protein 2. The transcript is spliced from 5 exons. The coding region runs from base 1118 to 1432 and encodes 104 amino acids. Lineage: Eukaryota; Metazoa; Chordata; Aves; Galliformes; Phasianidae. Gene Ontology annotation, cellular component: mitochondrion; membrane. The record is from RefSeq and is a predicted model, not a curated record. Gene Ontology annotation, biological process: apoptotic signaling pathway.